GUGUUGUGGGAACAUCUCAGCUGCUGAAGCUGGCAUCACCUCCAUCAUUCUACACACUGCUUCUUAGUCAGGACGGACAAGUUCCACCACUGCACCACUGAAGAACACUUUAAGUCCUCUAGCACAUACGGAUCAACUCUUCAACAUACCAACUGAGUGAUUAUUAUUACAGUGUGGAGACUGAGUGUGCUGAGUAGAAUCAGUAAGCUUGCUCUGUCAGGUCAGACUGCAGAUUUGUCCAGAGUUUAGAGAUAGGUCAAAGCAGCGACCAUGACCAAAAGCACCGGGGAGAAGCCUCGCUCUCGCAGCCGGGUGCAGCGGAUUCGUGAGGAUAUCCAACUGCGUUCCCUGAAGGCCAAGAAGAAAGUAGCGGACAUCACCAAAGACGAUGUUAAGACCUUUUUGAGGAGGAAUGCAUUUGUGCUGUUUACCAUCGCGGCAGUUCUUCUUGGCAUCAUACUUGGAUUUACCCUGCGGCCAUAUAAGAUGUCCUACAGAGAGGUAAAAUAUUUUUCCUUCCCCGGAGAGCUCUUGAUGCGCAUGCUCCAGAUGUUGGUCCUCCCCUUGCUGGUGUCCAGUCUGAUCACAGGCAUGGCAGCACUUGACAGUCGAGCUUCAGGGAAGAUGGGGAUGCGAGCUGUGGUGUACUACAUGACCACAACAUUCAUCGCUGUGUUCAUUGGAAUCAUCAUGGUACUCAUCAUUCACCCCGGCAAAGGCUCCAAAGAUGAGUUUGCUCAGCAGCAGAAAAUCGAGCAAAUAAGUCCUGCUGAUGCCUUCCUGGACUUGAUCAGAAAUAUGUUUCCUCCCAACUUGGUUCAAGCUUGCACACAGCAGUUCAAAACCAAAUAUGGCAAAAGAAUUGUACAUGUGAAGGUGAUCGUGAAUGAGAGCAUUUUCAACCUGACCAAUGCCACCCAAGAAAUUGCUAAGGAAGAGAUCAUCCCAAUUCCUGGCACAGCAAGUGGAGUCAACGCCCUCGGCCUGGUAGUGUUCUCCAUGUGUUUUGGCCUGAUCAUUGGGAAUAUGAAGGAGGAGGGCCAAGCCCUUAGGGAUUUUUUUGAUUCUCUCAACGAGGCCAUUAUGCGUCUAGUGGCUUUCAUCAUGUGGUAUGCACCCAUUGGUAUCCUCUUUUUGAUCGCUGGCAAAAUUGUGGAAAUGGACGAUAUCACUGAAAUGGGAGGGCAACUAGGAAUGUACACCGUGACUGUCAUCAUAGGCCUCCUAAUCCACGGAAUUAUUAUUCUACCCACUCUCUACUUUGUAAUCACCCGGAAGAACCCUUUCAUCUUUAUCACUGGCUUAUUGCAGGCUUUAAUCACCGCCUUGGGAACAUCAUCCAGUUCAGCCACUCUGCCCGUUACAUUCAAGUGCUUAGAGGAGAACAAUAAAGUUGACAAAAGGGUGACCCGCUUUGUGCUGCCAGUUGGUGCUACCAUAAACAUGGACGGAACGGCGCUGUAUGAGGCACUGGCUGCCAUUUUUAUCGCCCAGGUCAACAACAUGGAGAUGAACUUCGGACAGAUCAUAACUAUUAGCAUCACAGCCACAGCUGCCAGUAUUGGAGCAGCUGGAAUUCCCCAGGCUGGACUGGUCACCAUGGUCAUUGUGCUAACCUCGGUUGGCCUCCCUACUGAUGACAUCAGCCUUAUCAUUGCAGUUGAUUGGUUCCUAGACCGGCUGCGCACAACGACAAACGUGCUGGGCGACUCUAUAGGAGCAGGCAUUGUGGAGUUCCUGUCUCAAGAUGAGCUGCAGAACGCCGAUUUGGAGUUGGGCAACUCUGUAUUGGAGGAGAACGAAUUGAAGAAGCCUUACCAGAAGAUUCCUCAAGAAAACGAGUAUGAGAACGAGAAACCUCCAGACAGCGAAACCAAGAUGUAGUCCUGUUGCGGUGUGUGUGCCUAUACAGGGAUUUCUCAGAAUCUUUAAAUGUGUGUGUGUGUGUGUGUGUGUGUGUGUGUGUGUGUGUGUGUGUGUGUGUGUGUGUGUGUGUGUGUGUAAGAGAGAGAGAAAGAGAGAGAAAGAGAGAGAGCAUGAGUGUUAUUUCUUUUUCAUAGGCUACUUUUGGUACUUUUCCAUUCCUUACUUACUGUAUCUGUGUCUCGUUUCCAGUAUUCAUCUAUUCCUUAUUUUACGUUAUUCAUCACUCAUGAAUCAAUUAAGAUUUAUUGUUAAUAUUAUGACUGGGCACAUUGAAGAAAGGAUAACCUGCUGGAAUUGGAAGGUUUGGGCGGUAGAGAAGGUUUAGAUAGGUAAGACAAGAUGGUGGACUCUAAAAAGUAAAGUAGAGAUUUGAAUUGGGAGAAAAAUCAUGAUGUUUAACCUGAAGAUUGUAAUGUAAAAGCAACUGAAUGAAACUAGAUGGUUGUGUGUCACAUGAUUAAACGAUUUACUUGAUCGAUUGGACAAAAAAUGGGCUGGUUAAUUAUUUGUCUAAAGCAUUGUACUGGUUUUGGACUUAAAUGUAUUAAACACUACAUAAUAAAAAAUGCUUGCAUGCUUCUCUAUUUUGCCCCUGUUUUUAAAAUCACCAUUUUUUUUGUAAAAUGUCAACUAGCUUUAUAAGGCUUUGAUUUAUUCACUCAGUCAAAAAAGUGGUGUUAAGAUUUGCUUUGUUUUCUUUGUACUCACCUUGUCUUUAUUGUAAUGCUGGUAGAAUCAUGUCCAUGAUAUUUCUAAAUACAUACUGGCAUUUAUUUCCCUCGCUUAUCUCUAGAUUAUCCUGGUAGCAGACUUGAAACUGUUUGAAUUGAAAUGCUACACCUUUGCUGCCAUUUGCUAACAUAAAUAGAUUAUAUACUGUAUAUAUAUUUUCUAAAUAGCAUAUUGUGUAAUAAUACAGCUUUGAAGAGUUAAUAGAUAUCAUGAAGGACAUUGUGAUGUCUCCUGAGACUGCAAUGAGCUAGAACAGAGUGUGAAUGUUGGGAAGCAGAUACAUUCAGGGUCCGAUAUUACAGAUACAAACAAGCUGAGCCCCUACUAACUCACUCGAAUGGAAAACUGUGAUCUUUGCUUCUUUUUUUGUUGUGUCUACAGGAAUUUUGUUUGUCCUGUUGGUUAUUUGCCCCUUUGAUCUAUACACACACACACACACACACACACACACACAAAAUGAAAUACUGUAUGUGUUUUCAGUCUACACUGAAUUAAAUGAAACUGUAGUAUUUGUCUAUGGUAAAUAUAGUUUUGAAUAAAAUUUAAAAUAAAAAGGAAA
Messenger RNA from Silurus meridionalis, 3217 nucleotides. It is a transcript of the gene slc1a3b, whose product is annotated as solute carrier family 1 member 3b. Gene Ontology annotation, cellular component: plasma membrane. Gene Ontology annotation, molecular function: L-glutamate transmembrane transporter activity; glutamate:sodium symporter activity; neutral L-amino acid transmembrane transporter activity. NCBI's taxonomy places the organism in Eukaryota, Metazoa, Chordata, Actinopteri, Siluriformes, Siluridae. Gene Ontology annotation, biological process: L-glutamate import across plasma membrane; D-aspartate import across plasma membrane; L-aspartate import across plasma membrane. Bases 271 to 1884 code for a protein of 537 amino acids. The transcript is spliced from 10 exons. The record is from RefSeq and is a predicted model, not a curated record.